This is a messenger RNA of Lutra lutra (Eurasian river otter), 2575 nucleotides long. RefSeq names its product solute carrier family 25 member 13 (gene SLC25A13). NCBI's taxonomy places the organism in Eukaryota, Metazoa, Chordata, Mammalia, Carnivora, Mustelidae. The transcript is spliced from 18 exons. Gene Ontology annotation, molecular function: calcium ion binding; L-glutamate transmembrane transporter activity; L-aspartate transmembrane transporter activity. The record is from RefSeq and is a predicted model, not a curated record. Gene Ontology annotation, biological process: L-glutamate transmembrane transport; aspartate transmembrane transport; malate-aspartate shuttle. Bases 119 to 2149 code for a protein of 676 amino acids.
CGCCGCGGGGCUGUAUCGCCACCCCCGCUGCUGCCCGGACUGGAAGUGAGCCGCCGGGGCCCACGGUGCCAGCCAGCCUCCGGGAGGGUCCUGCAGCCGCCCGCACUCGGGGCGCAGCAUGGCGACCGCCAAGGUGGUUUUAACCAAGAGAGCAGAUCCAGCUGAGCUUAGAACAAUAUUUUUGAAGUAUGCAAGCAUUGAAAAAAAUGGUGAGUUUUUCAUGUCUCCCAAUGACUUCGUCACUCGAUAUUUGAACAUUUUUGGAGAAAGGCAGCCUAAUCCAAAGACUGUGGAACUUCUAAGUGGUGUAGUGGAUCAGACCAAAGAUGGAUUAAUAUCCUUUCAAGAGUUCGUAGCAUUUGAAUCUGUCCUUUGUGCCCCGGAUGCUUUGUUCAUGGUGGCCUUUCAGCUGUUUGACAAAGCUGGCAAAGGAGAAGUGACUUUUGAGGACGUUAAGCAAGUUUUUGGACAGACUACAAUUCACCAACAUAUUCCGUUUAACUGGGAUUCAGAAUUUGUGCAACUACAUUUUGGAAAAGAAAGAAAAAGACACCUGACAUAUGCAGAAUUCACUCAGUUUUUACUGGAAAUACAGUUGGAACAUGCAAAGCAAGCCUUUGUGCAAAGGGACAAUGCCAGGACUGGAAAAAUUACAGCCAUUGACUUCCGCGAUAUCAUGGUCACCAUCCGGCCCCAUGUCCUGACACCUUUUGUAGAAGAAUGUCUAGUAGCUGCUGCUGGAGGCACUACGUCCCAUCAAGUUAGUUUCUCCUAUUUUAAUGGAUUUAAUUCACUCCUUAACAACAUGGAACUCAUUAGAAAGAUCUACAGCACUCUGGCUGGCAACAGGAAAGAUGUGGAGGUGACCAAGGAGGAGUUUGUUCUGGCAGCUCAGAAAUUUGGUCAGGUUACACCCAUGGAAGUUGACAUCUUGUUUCAGUUAGCAGAUUUAUAUGAGCCACGGGGACGUAUGACCUUAGCAGACAUUGAACGAAUUGCUCCCCUGGAAGAGGGAACUCUGCCCUUCAGCUUGGCCGAGGCCCAGAGGCAGAAGAAGGCAUCGGUGGACUCAUCCCGACCCGUUCUCCUGCAGGUUGCGGAGUCGGCCUACAGGUUUGGGCUGGGUUCCAUUGCUGGAGCUGUUGGAGCCACUGCCGUGUAUCCUAUUGAUCUUGUAAAAACUCGGAUGCAGAACCAACGAUCAACCGGCUCUUUUGUGGGAGAACUUAUGUAUAAAAACAGCUUUGACUGUUUUAAGAAAGUGCUACGCUAUGAAGGCUUCUUUGGACUAUACAGAGGUCUGUUGCCACAGUUAUUGGGAGUUGCCCCAGAGAAGGCCAUAAAACUUACAGUGAAUGAUUUUGUGAGGGAUAAAUUUAUGCGCAAAGAUGGUUCGGUCCCGCUCGCAGCAGAGAUUCUUGCUGGCGGCUGUGCAGGAGGCUCCCAGGUGAUUUUCACAAAUCCUUUGGAAAUCGUCAAGAUCCGUUUGCAAGUGGCUGGAGAGAUCACCACUGGUCCCCGUGUCAGUGCUCUGUCUGUCGUAAGGGACCUGGGCUUCUUUGGGAUCUACAAGGGUGCCAAAGCAUGCUUUCUGCGGGACAUUCCUUUCUCGGCCAUCUACUUCCCGUGCUAUGCUCAUGUGAAGGCUUCCUUUGCAAAUGAAGAUGGGCAGAUUAGUCCUGGAAGCCUGCUCUUGGCUGGCGCCAUAGCUGGUAUGCCCGCGGCAUCCUUGGUGACCCCUGCUGAUGUUAUCAAGACGCGAUUACAGGUGGCUGCCCGGGCUGGCCAAACCACUUACAGCGGAGUAGUGGACUGCUUCAGGAAAAUACUGCGGGAGGAAGGCCCAAAAGCUCUGUGGAAAGGAGCUGGUGCUCGUGUGUUUCGAUCCUCUCCCCAGUUUGGUGUAACUUUGCUGACGUAUGAAUUGCUACAGCAGUGGUUCUACAUUGACUUUGGAGGCGUGAAACCCGUGGGAUCAGAGCCUGUUCCUAAAUCCAGGAUCGUACUGCCUGCUCCCAAUCCUGAUCAUCUUGGAGGCUACAAACUGGCAGUUGCGACCUUUGCAGGGAUUGAAAACAAAUUUGGACUCUACCUACCUCUCUUCAAGCCGCCAACAUCUACCUCCGUGGUGACAAGCGCAGGCCCAUAGGAGGAAUGCUGCCCGGGGUAGAGAGCGCUGCGUCUCCCAUGGAAACAGUGUUCACAGUGUUCCUCCUUUCACUUCCAUCUCUUGUUUAAAAUUCAAGUCGAGGCUUUUUAGAAGGUGAAAUCAUUCAUUUUCUGUGUGUUUUCUUAACCACAUCAUCGUGAAAUUAUUCAUAAUUAUUCUUUUGGGCCUCUGCUCACAGACCUGGGUUUGUAUCUGACAUUUACUGGGAUUUGGUCAACACUAACAUGAUUUGGGGAAGGAGCAAGUCUGAGUAGAAGUUUGAGCUGCUCUUCUUGGAUUAGAUUAUAGUCCCAAAGAGACUCCUGAAAGGCAAUCAUGGUGCUCAGAGCAAAGUGUUUCAUGCAUGUUUCAGCUGGUAGAAAACUGGGUGCAUAUUUAUCACUGUAAAAAACACUGGAAGAGAUG